Molecule: messenger RNA, 1512 nt
Organism: Ramularia collo-cygni
Lineage: Eukaryota; Fungi; Ascomycota; Dothideomycetes; Mycosphaerellales; Mycosphaerellaceae
Exons: 1
Coding region: 1-1512 (503 amino acids)
Source: RefSeq, a predicted model, not a curated record
AUGGCAUCCCAACCGCGGCCACGGCUCCCAAACGAGCUCAUCGAUGACAUCUUCAAGCAAGUCGAUUGUGCGGACAAGGCACAGUGCGCGGCAAUCUGCCGGACAAGCAAGGCGGGGAUGAGGGCGAUGUGCGGUUUGAACGAGGAGGGAGAAGCAGUUGGACCGUCCGUCAUGUACCACACUUUGGCAUACAACAACUCCAAGGGCAAGAGCGGCGUCGAGGGCUCUGGCAUGGUGCUUCUGAUUCGGACACUCAUCGAGCGGCCUGCUCUGGCCGAACAAGUAUCAAGGCUGAAGAUUACAAAGGAAUCCACGUUUUCUGACCCGCAGCGUGGAAUGGACCAGCCGGACCUCAACAUCUGGCUCCAAAAGUUGAGCUGCAUGGCACUUCCAAUCUCAAUGAUCAUCGAGAUCUUUGGGUCCUUGACCUUCAGAGAGAUCAAGUCACGCUACCUGGGAGCGGGACUGCAUCAUUUGAUACUGGUCAUUAUCUGCACAAGGUUGCAGUCUUUCGACGUCGUAGGGCUUAGUGAGAACAUUUCAGUGACAUUUGGACUCAACUAUUGGAGUCACAGAUUGACGGCGCUGCGGAAGGUCCCGCCCAACAACGGACAGCUGGGCAAGUGUGGACUGGACUCGAUCGAGCACUUUACUUACCGUGAUCACUCCGCGAGCUUCGGUCAACUGGGGUUUGCGCUGCCUGGUCUGCGUAGACUGACGAUCUAUGACAUGGCCGCGUGGGAAUUCCAUACGUACAUGUUUCACCAAGGCAAGAAUUUUGGGAGCACCAUCGAGCAACUCGACAUGCUCGGAUGCUAUCCGGGGAYCUUGCGUCCGUCGGUUUUCUCAAUAAAUGGUGCGAAAGAAGGACUUCUCUGCCGUUGUCCGUCCUUGAAAAGGCUCUACGUGGUAUGGCCAGCCACAGGGGAGCCUGAGUAUUUUUGGUUCUGGGAUGAUGUGGCUCGCCAGCUGGGUCGCCUAUGCGAGGAGAUCUGUUUCGACACCAGCGCCACAUCAUAUGAUGAAUUUCCAGAUCUCGAUGAUAACGCUUGUGGUGUCAAGGCAAACAAGUUCUCUGCUGCCAACAACGUCGCCUCAGAUGGGCAUCCAGAUACUUUGGAAGACGCGGGGCACGACGUACAGAUUUGCCGUUUUGGUUACAUCAAAGACCUCACAAACCUUCAGAAACUGAGACUUCCCAAGGUAGCGUGCGUUGGUUAUGGGCCGGACGACAUCGAUGAUGAAGGCAACUUGUGGGAAAAGUCGCCUGGAGUGAUUCAAAACUUCCACCUUUUCUUGGCUGAAUCACUUCCGGACGAUACCUCGCAGUUGGAGUUCGAGAUCGUCUGUCCCACCUAUCUUCUCUCCAACGAAGACCAAGCGCUACUCUCGUACGCCGCGGCAUACAAGGAGUUCAAGAGUAUCACCGUCUACAACUGUUCGAAGACCGCUUGGGUGUCAAGUCUGGAUCAGCCAACGGAAGAUCAUGUGAUGACCGGAGCUCCUCGCUGA